Messenger RNA from Solea solea (common sole), 2404 nucleotides. RefSeq names its product tubulin beta-4B chain-like. Gene Ontology annotation, molecular function: GTP binding; GTPase activity; structural constituent of cytoskeleton. Gene Ontology annotation, cellular component: microtubule; cytoplasm. NCBI's taxonomy places the organism in Eukaryota, Metazoa, Chordata, Actinopteri, Pleuronectiformes, Soleidae. The record is from RefSeq and is a predicted model, not a curated record. The coding region runs from base 153 to 1490 and encodes 445 amino acids. Gene Ontology annotation, biological process: mitotic cell cycle; microtubule cytoskeleton organization. The transcript has a single exon.
GUCCUUCAAGGUAACACUGAUGCUAUGAAACACCAAGAUCAAAUUAUUAGAACAGUUAAGAAAACGUGUCUACUUUUCAGUGUGAAAACUGUGAAAAGUUGGUCUUUCUAAGCGCGAGACUGUCAAAUUUUGAUGGUCAAAUUUUGAUCACAAUGAGGGAAAUCGUACACCUGCAGGCAGGCCAGUGUGGCAACCAAAUUGGAGCUAAGUUCUGGGAGGUAAUAAGUGACGAACAUGGCAUUGACCCCUCUGGGACAUACCACGGGGACAACGAUCUGCAACUUGAGCGAAUAAAUGUGUACUUCAACGAGGCAGCAGGUGGGAAGUAUGUUCCUCGUGCAGUGCUUUUUGACUUGGAGCCAGGGACGAUGGACUCUGUGAGGUCCGGUCCAUUUGGCCAGAUCUUUAGACCAGACAGUUUCGUCUUUGGCCAGACUGGAGCAGGUAACAACUGGGCUAGAGGUCACUACACAGAGGGAGCUGAGCUGGUGGACUCUGUCUUGGAUGUGGUGAGGAAGGAGUCAGAGAACUGCGACUGCCUCCAGGGCUUCCAGCUCACACACUCGCUGGGCGGAGGCACUGGCUCUGGCAUGGGCACACUGCUCAUCAGCAAAAUCCGAGAGGAGUAUCCAGAUCGCAUCAUGAACACUUUCAGUGUGGUUCCUUCACCCAAGGUCUCAGACACAGUAGUGGAGCCUUACAAUGCCACCCUGUCUGUCCACCAACUGGUCGAGAACACAGAUGAGACCUUCUGCAUUGAUAAUGAGGCCCUGUAUGACAUCUGCUUCCGCACACUCAAGCUCACCACACCCUGCUACAGUGACCUCAAUCAUCUUGUCUCAAGCACCAUGAGUGGUGUGACCACCUGCCUGCGCUUCCCUGGACAGCUCAAUGCUGAUCUGAGGAAACUGGCCGUUAACAUGGUUCCCUUCCCCAGACUGCACUUCUUCAUGCCAGGCUUUGCCCCCCUGACCAGUCGGGGCAGCCAGCAGUACAGAGCAUUGACAGUGCCUGAACUCACUCAGCAGAUGUUUGAUGCCAAGAAUAUGAUGGCUGCUUGUGACCCACGUCAUGGGCGCUACCUCACAGUAGCAGCCAUCUUCAGAGGCCGUCUUUCCAUGAAGGAGGUGGACGAACAGAUGUUGAACGUGCAGAACAAGAACAGCAGCUACUUUGUGGAGUGGAUCCCCAACAACGUUAAGACGGCGGUCUGUGACAUCCCUCCCCGUGGCCUCAAAAUGUCCGCCACCUUCAUUGGCAACAGCACAGCCAUUCAAGAACUGUUCAGACGCAUCUCAGAGCAGUUCACCGCCAUGUUCCGCCGCAAGGCCUUCCUCCACUGGUACACAGGCGAGGGUAUGGAUGAGAUGGAGUUCACUGAGGCUGAGAGCAACAUGAACGACCUGAUUUCUGAGUACCAGCAGUACCAGGACGCAACUGCUGAGGAAGAGGGCGAGUUUGAUGAGGAAGGUGAAGAGGAGAUGGAUUAAACCCUAUCACAACCCGUUCUUACAAUGCAAGAGUGAAUGAUUAGUGGUUUUAAAUAAAACAUUUUGACAAUUAAAAUUCAAUGGCCCAAAACUUCCACUUAAAGUUGUUAACGUUAUCGUUAACAUUAUCAGAUUAAGAAAUUAUGUUUCAGUUUGCAACAUUGCAGAUGCCAACUGGAGUGAAACAAAAAAAGAGGUCCUGCCAUGAUACUAGCCACUGACAAGGCUACACUUUGAUGAUGAAACAAUAUUGAAAGAAUAUAAAAUAAUUUUUUUUUUGCAUUUCAAUUAACUAAAACUACAUUAAUGUGGAGGACAAAGCAAAUUAAUUAGAAAAAUAUAAAGUUGUAGUGCCUAACUUAUACAUACAAUAUACUUGAAAACUACAGUAAACAAAGGUCUUCUACAUUCAAACUUCACACAACACUGAUUUAGCCAAUUAGUUCAAAACAACUCUCUGUGUUUCUCAUUAUAGCUGUGUUUUGUUUUUGUGUGUGGUGACAUUCCCGCACUGGACAAACAGAUGAAUUUUAGGUCACACCUGAUGGAGGGAAAAGUGACGCUAGUAAUGUUUUGGUGAUAGAAGUUACACACUGGAGCAUUCAUGAUCCAUAAUUCCAUAAACAUACAGUAUUUACUGCCGUUAUCUUUUAUCAAUACGAAUGUAAGCAAUGUAUUUUCACAUAUCUGCAGCAUUCACAAAUAAAAACUUCUCCAUGUUCUGUUUGGGCUAAAUAAAUAUCCCUGCGUAGCAAAUGAAUAACCAAGUCGUAAAAGAAAUAAAACAUCGCUUCAACAACAAAGUCUCAUGUGGUGUUCAUUAAAGAGCAUAGAACUCUUUCCUCGGGGUGAGCGAGCAGUCUUUCAACCAGAAGGUUAUGGGUUCUGGUUAGUGCCGCUAGUCUACAUGCCAA